Plasmodium gallinaceum is the source of this 4254-nucleotide messenger RNA. RefSeq names its product NLI interacting factor-like phosphatase, putative (gene NIF3). The record is from RefSeq and is a predicted model, not a curated record. Lineage: Eukaryota; Apicomplexa; Aconoidasida; Haemosporida; Plasmodiidae. The transcript has a single exon. The coding region runs from base 1 to 4254 and encodes 1417 amino acids. Gene Ontology annotation, molecular function: RNA polymerase II CTD heptapeptide repeat phosphatase activity.
AUGGAUGCAAAAGAAAGCUGUAAAGAAGUAGAAGUUGAUUCAGUUCUUUCUACUUUUGAAGUUAACAAGAAUAUAAAUUUUUUUGAUGAAGAUAAUAGAAAUAUGAUUGUCUUAAAUAAUGACGAUAGAGAAAUUAGGAAUAGUGAUAAAAUGAAUAAUAAUUUUAAUGAAAUGAAUAAUACAAAUGAUGAUAAAAAUGAUAAUGAUAACAUUAAAGAUACAAAUAAUAUUGAUAAUUAUAAUAAUGUAAAUAGUUGUUUUAACAAGGUAGAAAAUAUUAAUAUAUGUAAUGAUAUAAAUAUUAUUAAUGAUAAUAACAAUAAUAAUAAUAAUAAUAAUAUGAGUAAUGAAAAUAACAUUUAUAAUAAUGCUCAAAAUAUUUCUUCUAAUAGUAAUAAUUGUUUUUAUACAUAUAAAGAAAAUUAUUGUAGUGAUUUAGAUACAAAUAAUGGGAAAACGAAAUUGCUUAAUAAGCAUUCUAAUAAAAAUGUGAAUUACAAUAAUUAUAAUAAAAGUAAUCAUAAUAAUUUUAGUAUUAAUAAGAAUUUUAAAAAUUUUAGAAAUAAAUUUAAUAUAUUUAAUAAAAAUGCAAUCAAACAAAAUAAUUCAAAACAAAAUAUUAAUAAAGAAAAUAAUGAAAAUGAGAAAAACGAAAAUAAUGAAAAUGAUGAUAGUGAAAAGGAGAUGAUAACUAAUAAUAAUUACUAUGAUGAUUUUUAUAAAAGAGAUGUUCUAUUUUCAACUUAUAAUAAUCAAGGACAAAAUAAAAGUAACUAUCGAAAUUUUCAUGAAAACAAAAAACUAAAAAAUAAUAAUAAAAGUAAUAAUAAUGAUAGUUAUAGUGAUAAUAUGAAUAAUGGUAAUAAUGAUACAAAUAAUGAAAAUAAUAAUAAUAUGAAUAUUAAUAAUAAUGAUAAUAGUAUAAAUAAUAAUGUUGUUAUUAAUAGAUAUGAUCAAAUCAACUCAAAUAAUAGCAAUAAUAUUAUUAUAAAUACCAAUAAAAAAAGGAGAGUAGCUAAAUAUGAUAAUUUUUAUAAAAAUAAACAGAAAAAAAAUUAUCAUAAAUCAUUUAAUGAUAACAUAAAAAGAUUUAAUAAUAAUUCUAUCAAUUUAACUGAUUUAAAUAACAACAAAAAUGAUUCAUCGAAUUAUAAUAAUGAGAAACAAAAAUAUCAGAAUUAUUCUAAUAAAAAUUCUAACUUAAAUUUUAAUAAUCAAAAUAAUGAAGAGGGUAAUAUGAGAAAUACUUUUAUGAAAGAAAAUUAUAACACAACUAAAAGUGCUAAUAGAAACAAUAAUAAUAAUAAUAUGAAUUACUUUUAUAAUAAUAUGAAUAAAAAAAAUUUCAAUAAUUUAGCUUUUUCUUUAAACAAAUAUUUUAUCCCUUUUAAAAGUAUUGAUGGAAAAGAUAGCAGAAAUGUAAAUAAUGAAAAUAUAAUGAAUAAGAAUAAACUUAUUAAUAAGAAUAUUAAUUUAAAUAAUAAUAAUAAUAAUGCGUUAAAUAAUAAUUUUAAUAAUGAGAAUGAAAAUUAUAAUACCAACUCUUAUGAAGAUAAUUGUAAGGAUAAAAAUAAUAAUUAUGAUAAUAUUAGUCGAGAUGAUAUAUAUGAUAACACUAAUAACUAUGAUAAUAAUUAUAAUUACAAUAAUUCUUUCAAAUAUGAUGACCCUAUCAAUGAUUUCAAUGGUAGUCACAAAAAUAAUAUAGAUGAAUUAACCGAUUUAAAUAAGAAAAAUAAUAAUAGUAAUAUUAAUAAUAGAAACAACGUAUCUAAUAAUUUCAGUAAUUUGGAUAUGAUAGCACAAAAUUUUAACUUAGAAUUUUUAAAAAAUUGUAAAAAUAAUAUGGAAAAUGAAUUAAAUACAAAUAAUACAUAUGACAAUGAAAAAUAUAUGAAAUAUCAAGGAAAUAAUGUAAAAGAUUUUAAUAUACAAAACUAUAUUGAAUGUUUAAGUGAAGUUUCUGAAAUAAGUGACGAAGAAGAGAAAGAUUACGAUUUAUAUAAUGAAGAACCAAACAAAAUUAUGAAUGGACAAUAUGAUGAAAGUAAUAAUAAUUCAAAAAGUUUUAAUGUGAACAAUUUUCAUUCAGGUGAUGCUACAUCACCUUUUGAUACAAAUUUAAAUCAAAGUAAUAAUAAUAAAUCUGAAUUAAUGAAUGAUUUAUAUAAAUUCUGUAAUUAUAAUAGAAAUAUUAACACAAGUGAAGAAGUGAAUCAUUAUUACCCUAAUACUAAUAAUGCAUAUUAUAAAAAAAAAUUGAAAAUAGAAAGCAAAAAAGGAUUAGGAGAUGCAUAUAUGAAUAAUAUUGUUACCAAUUCUUUUAAUCAUAACGUAAAUUAUUCUAAUGAUAUAGAUUUAAGUAAUUCUCCAAGUAGUAGCAAUAGUAGUACGAGUAAUCAUAAACAUGAUAUAGAUAAAAACAAAAAAAAAAAAAAAACAGUUAACUCUAUGAAUGCGAGUGAUAAAAUAAAUAAUGCAGAAAAUGUAAGUUACGCAAAUAAUAAAAUAUCAAAUUAUUUAGGUGAAGAUCAAAAUGAAAUAUAUAAUCAAAAUAUAAGCCAUAAUCUUAAUUUCCUCAAAAGGGGAUUUCACGAAAAAAGUGAAAAAUGCAGAAAUCAAAAUAAGAGUAAAAUGAUUAUGGAAAAUGAUAAUAGUUAUGAUAGUAGCUGUAGUGAUAGUUCUAUAAAUUAUAAUAGUGUUGAUUUAGGGAAAGAAUCAGUAAAUGAUAAAAAAAAUAAGUUAUCAUUAAAUCAAAUAAAAACAGAGGAUCUAUUUAUUAAUUCCUAUAUGCCAUACCCACCGGAAAAAUAUAAUAAUAUUUAUGAGUUACAUGAAAUUAAAAUUUUAUCUCCUCAUAUUUUAAAAACAAAAUUCCAAAAAGAAGGGAAAACAUAUCAUUCAACUUUAAAAGAUGGAAAGUUAAUUUUACUUUUAGAUUUAGAUAAUACAUUAUUACAAGCAACUUCUUUUGCAAAAUUUAAUAUGGAUUUGCCCCUUGAGAAUUUUGUUGAUGAAAAUGGAGAAGCUCAAUUAUAUAAAUUUUUUCUUCCAUCAUAUAAUUUUUUUUAUUACUUAAAAUUCAGACCAUAUGUUCGUCAAUUUUUGCAAAUUUUAUCUUUAUAUUAUGAGUUAUCAGUUUAUACAAAUGCAACAAGAGAAUAUGCUGAUGUAGUAAUAGCAAUAUUAGAUCCUGAUAGAACAUUAUUUUCUGAUAGAAUUGUAGCUAGAUGUAGUUCAACGGAUAGGGAUGAAAAUAAACAUUUUUCAAGAAUUUAUCCAAACAUAGAUUCAAAAUAUGUAAUAGCUUUUGAUGAUAGAAAAGACGUUUGGUCUGAUAUACCACAAUCUCAUAUAUUAAAAGCAGAACAUUAUAACUUUUUUGAGUUAAGUAAAUAUGAUAUUUUAUCACAUUUUAAAGAAUCAUCUACUUGUAAAAAAAAAUUUUUAGAUAUGGAUAUGCAUCUAUAUUAUAUGACAAAAGUUUUUCUUAAAUUGCACAAAAAAUUUUUCGAGAAACCAUUAGAAGUAGAUGUAGGUAAAUUAAUAGAAGAAAUUAUGUCUGAUACCUUAAAGAAUGUAGGAGUAUAUUUCACAGGUUUUAGAAAAAAUUCGAAAAAUGCUCAAAAUGUGUUAUCAGCAGAUUGUGAAGAAAGACAAAAGGAAAUGGCUUUAGAAUUAGGUGCAAAAAUUUAUAGCAAUUAUGAUUUACCAGGUGUUACUCAUAUAAUUGCUGCAAAAAAUUGUACAGAUAAUUUAAUAAAAUCAAAAAAAUCAGAUUACAAUCACAUAUAUAAAGUUCACACAUUAUGGUUAUACCAUUGUAGAGGUACUCUUGAAAAUGUUGACUGGUCUCAUUUUGAUGCUGAUGAACUUUGUAAAAUUUACAAUAAUAAGCCACCAUUACAUCCAAAAAAAGAUCAUUGGUUUUUUGGUAAUAAACAUUUAAGGAAACAAGAUGAUAUGACUGAUUGUGUUAAAAUUGAAAAUCUGAAAUCAAGAAUAUUUUUGGGAACUGGUGAAUAUACUCAUGAUGCUGUUAUUUUUUCACCGUUUGAACAAAUUCAUAUAAAAUGGAUUGAAAAGGAAGUUAAGUUAAGGCAAAAUUAUGAUACAUCAUAUAAUACUAUUUCGAAUGAUACCAAAAGUAAUGAAAAGAAUCAAAUUAAUGAUGAUUAUGCUGAUGAUAACUAUUCAUAUGAUGAUAAUAAUGAAGAAGACAAUGAAUAUUCAUCUACAAAUAGUAAAUUAUAA